GCCGACAGAGAGACGGAGAAAAACUCACAUUUUAGCAACAUCUGUAGGUACUUGUAUUUAUACAGGGAGUGUACAAAACAUUAGGAACACCUGCUCUUUCCAUGACAGACUGACCUGGUGACAGUUAUGAUUCCAUAUAUAUGGAUUGUGUGUGUGCGCCAUUCAGAGGGUGAAUGGGUAAAACAAAAGAUUUCGGUGCCUUUGAACAGGGCACGGCGGUAGGUGUCUUUGAACAGGGCACGGCGGUAGGUGCCUUUGAACAGGGCACGGCGGUAGGUGUCUUUGAACAGGGCACGGCGGUAGGUGUCUUUGAACAGGGCACGGCGGUAGGUGCCUUUGAACAGGGUACGGCGGUAGGUGCCUGUGAACAGGGUACGGAGGUAGGUGCCUGUGAACAGGGUACGGCGGUAGGUGCCUGUGAACAGGGUACGGCGGUAGGUGCCUGUGAACAGGGUACGGCGGUAGGUGCCUGUGAACAGGGUACGGCGGUAGGUGCCUGUGAACAGGGUACGGCGGUAGGUGCCUGUGAACAGGGUACGGCGGUAGGUGCCUGUGAACAGGGUACGGCGGUAGGUGCCUGUGAACAGGGUGUGGCGGUAGGUGCCUGUGAACAGGGUGUGGCGGUAGGUGCCUGUGAACAGGGUGUGGCGGUAGGUGCCUGUGAACAGGGUGUGGCGGUAGGUGCCUGUGAACAGGGUGUGGCGGUAGGUGCCUGUGAACAGGGUGUGGUGGUAGGUGCCUGUGAACAGGGUGUGGUAGUAGGUGCCUGUGAACAGGGUGUGGUAGUAGGUGCCUGUGAACAGGGUGUGGUAGUAGGUGCCUGUGAACAGGGUGUGGUAGUAGGUGCCUGUGAACAGGGUAUGGUAGUAGGUGCCUGUGAACAGGGUAUGGUAGUAGGUGCCUGUGAACAGGGUAUGGUAGUAGGUGCCUGUGAACAGGGUAUGGUAGUAGGUGCCUGUGAACAGGGUAUGGUAGUAGGUGCCUGUGAACAGGGUGUGGUAGUAGGUGCCUGUGAACAGGGUAUGGUAGUAGGUGCCUGUGAACAGGGUAUGGUAGUAGGUGCCUGUGAACAGAGUAUGGUAGUAGGUGCCUGUGAACAGGGUAUGGUAGUAGGUGCCUGUGAACAGGGUAUGGUAGUAGGUGCCUGUGAACAGGGUAUGGUAGUAGGUGCCUGUGAACAGGGUAUGGUAGUAGGUGCCUGUGAACAGGGUAUGGUAGUAGGUGCCUGUGAACAGGGUAUGGUAGUAGGUGCCUGUGAACAGGGUAUGGUAGUAGGUGCCUGUGAACAGGGUAUGGUAGUAGGUGCCUGUGAACAGGGUAUGGUAGUAGGUGCCUGUGAACAGGGUGUGGUAGUAGGUGCCUGUGAACAGGGUGUGGUAGUAGGUGCCUGUGAACAGGGUAUGGUAGUAGGUGCCUGUGAACAGAGUAUGGUAGUAGGUGCCUGUGAACAGGGUAUGGUAGUAGGUGCCUGUGAACAGGGUAUGGUAGUAGGUGCCUGUGAACAGGGUAUGGUAGUAGGUGCCUGUGAACAGGGUGUGGUAGUAGGUGCCUGUGAACAGGGUGUGGUAGUAGGUGCCUGUGAACAGGGUGUGGUAGUAGGUGCCUGUGAACAGAGUAUGGUAGUAGGUGCCUGUGAACAGGGUGUGGUAGUAGGUGCCUGUGAACAGAGUAUGGUAGUAGGUGACAGGCGCAGUGUAUCAAGAACUGCAGCACUGCUGUUUUUUGUUUUUUACACUGUUUCCUGUGUGUAUGAAGAAGGGUCCACCACCCAAAGGACAUCCAGCCAACAAGACAACUGUGAGAAGCAUUGGAGUCAACAUGGGCCAGCAUCCCUGUGGAACGCUUUCCACACCUUGUAGUCCAUGCCCUGAUGAAUUGAGGCUGUUCAAUAUUAGUAAGGUGUUUAGUACCCUCAGUGUAUGUCUCUGUGUGAGAGAUAG
This is a messenger RNA of Oncorhynchus keta (chum salmon), 1940 nucleotides long. RefSeq lists its product as uncharacterized. NCBI's taxonomy places the organism in Eukaryota, Metazoa, Chordata, Actinopteri, Salmoniformes, Salmonidae. The transcript has 4 exons. The coding region runs from base 174 to 1859 and encodes 561 amino acids. The record is from RefSeq and is a predicted model, not a curated record.